Molecule: messenger RNA, 1856 nt
Organism: Cucurbita moschata (crookneck pumpkin)
Lineage: Eukaryota; Viridiplantae; Streptophyta; Magnoliopsida; Cucurbitales; Cucurbitaceae
Exons: 14
Coding region: 217-1485 (422 amino acids)
Source: RefSeq, a predicted model, not a curated record
AUUCCGCUGGGCUACAAAGCUUGACACUUUCUUCCACAUCGGGAGAGAUGCGCGGGCUACAUUUCACAACUCCCGCUUUCCCUAACCGUCUUCUUCAUCUUCUCUCAUCUUCUUCGUCUUCAUCUUCACUGUUCUUCUUUUCCCUCGUCCUGCUUCCUUCUCUUCGGUUUGAUCCUCUCUCCAAUUCUCUGUAUUCUACUGUUACUCCCAGUGGCAAUGGGAAAUUGGAUGAACAAGGAGCCUCCGCCUCCUAUGGUUCUUGUUCCGCCGCUCUUCGAUUAUCCUCCGCUUGCUGCUCGUACCAGGAUGUUGGAGUCAUCAUAUAAUCUGCUAUUCGGGAAGCUUGCUUUAAAAUGUCUUUUCGAGGAAUAUUUCGAUGAGGCAAGGCAUUUUAGCACAGUGAUCAUGCUUAAGCCCAUUGAUGACCCUCACGUGGAUUUAGUCGCAACUGUAUCAGGUCCACUCGAUCAUAAACCUGAGGAGAUCAUAGGGAAUGCCCUGUUUCGAUGGCAAAGUGGCAUUGAUGAUCCCCAUACAUUUAUGGACCUCUAUGUAUCGAACUCUGAUCCGGUUUUACAAAUGAGAUCAUGUGCAUACUACCCCAAAUAUGGCAUUGGAGCUUUUGGUAUUUUCCCAGUCAUACGGAAGAAAAGAUUAUGUUCUGAGGACUUUGGUCUAAUGGGGCUCAGAUAUGGCUCAAGGAAUCUGUCAGUUGGAAUCACACUUAAGCCUUUCUCCUCGAAAGAUGAACUACCUAAAAGUGCAUGGCUGGUCAGCAAGAUGGGGAGGCUAACUACUGGAGUGCAGUUUGAGCCACAAUAUGGGAAUAAAGAUGGUGGGUCAUUCAAAAAUUUAAUGAAUUGGAGUUGUGCCAUUGGCUAUGAUGUGGGUUCGGGGAGCCCUUUGAGCCCAUCUUUCAAUUUUGGUCUUGAACUUGCAAAAAAUUCACAGUUCAUUGCUUCAUUCUAUCAACAUGUGGUGGUUCAACGGAGGGUGAAGAACCCCCUUGAAGAAAAUGAAAUUGUCGGAAUCACAAAUUACAUUGACUUUGGCUUUGAGUUGCAGACUAGAGUUGAUGACGUGAAACCAGAAAAUAAUAUUCCCGAUUCCACUUUUCAAAUAGCAGCAUCAUGGCAAGCGAAUAAAAAUUUCUUACUGAAGGGGAAGGUGGGCCCUCUUAGCUCCUCACUUGCUAUGGCAUUCAAGUCAUGGUGGAAACCUUCAUUUACUUUCAGCAUCUCAGCUAUCAGGGAUCGUAUAGUUGGAAGAACUGCAUAUGGAUUUGGCAUCCGUGUUGAAAAUCUUAGAGAGGCCAGUUAUCAAAGAGCCGAUCCAAACUUUGUGAUGCUUACACCAAGCAAGGAACACCUGGCUGAGGGCUUGAUUUGGAAAAUUGGGAAGAGACCGAUGCUGCAGUCGGAUAUAAAUGCUGGAAAUUUUGAUGGCAUUCCGAAUGAAUUAAGACCCUUGAACAAGAUUUUGUGAACUUUUUCCCCUGUCAAGUUUCUACCUGACACAAGCAAACGUGGCUUCUUAUCCUGAAGAACAGAAGAUGGUUCCCUUGUAAUUUUGGAUUAGAAUUAACUCUAGUAUAGGACUUCAAAAAAAUGUUAAUUCUUUCCCUCUUCUGGCCUCUUCCACUGACAAGGAGAGGCCUAGAGUGGGAAGUAGUUGCCAGGAAUUAAAAUGAGAUUUUUAGACAGUCAGGUGAUGGCCAGUUAUCUGUUGUUUCCUCGUAUGUGCUUUGUCUUUGCAUUUUGUCGAGUUCAUAAGGUUCUGGCCAUCAGGAUAGCCUAAAUGUGUUAUUCUAAACUAAAAAGUUCUGAAAAUUUUUCCAAAUGCUUUUCGUUUGAUUC